AAUUGUCCUGGGAAUGUCCGAGCUGAUGUUUGAGCCAGCAUGUCGCGGAGGAAGCAAGCGAAGCCUCAACAUUUCCAAUCCGACCCCGAAGUGGCCUCGCUCCCCCGGCGAGAUGGAGACACAGAGAAGGGUCAACCCAAUCGCACCCCCAAGAGCAAGGACGCCCACGUCUGCGGCCGGUGCUGCGCCGAGUUCUUUGAAUUAUCAGAUCUUCUGCUCCACAAGAAGAACUGUACUAAAAACCAAUUAGUUUUAAUUGUCAAUGAGAGUCCCGCCUCCCCACCCGAAACCUUCUCCCCCAGCCCCACUCCCGAGAACCCUGAGGAACAAAUGAGCGAUCCGGUGAACAAAGCAGAGCAGGUCGACGGCAGUGACCUUCCGGAGCACCACGGACCGGACAGGGACGAGUCCAUGGAGGUGGAGGCCCCGGUGGCUAACGCGGGCGGCAGUGGCACCCUGAGUGGCAGUGCCAGCAGCGCCACCCCGAGCUGCGGCAGCAGCUCCUCCACAGGUACCUCAGCGAUCACAACCUCUCUACCUCAACUCGGGGACCUGACGACGCUGGGCAACUUCUCCGUGAUCAACAGCAACGUCAUCAUUGAGAACCUCCAGAGCACCAAGGUGGCGGUGGCCCAGUUCUCCCAGGAAGCAAGGUGCACGGGGGCCUCCGGAGGCAAGCUGGCCGUCCCCGCCCUGAUGGAGCAGCUCUUAGCGCUGCAGCAGCAGCAAAUCCACCAGCUGCAACUGAUCGAACAGAUUCGUCACCAAAUAUUGCUGUUGGCAUCUCAGAAUGCAGACCUGCCAACAUCUUCUAGUCCUUCUCAAGGUACUUUACGAACAGCUGCCAACCCCUUGUCCACACUAAGUUCCCAUUUAUCUCAGCAGCUGGCGGCAGCAGCUGGGUUAGCACAGAGCCUUGCUAGCCAAUCUGCCAGCAUCAGCGGUGUGAAACAGCUCCCCCCCAUCCAGCUACCUCAGAGCGGUUCUGGCAACACCAUCAUUCCACCCCAGUCCCACAGCGGCUCUUCCCCCAACGUGAACGUGCUGGCGGCAGCAGGUCCCACCCCAUCCUCGGAAAAAGGGGCUCCGAGUACUGGUGCCUCCCACGCCAGCAGCCCGGCAGUCUCAGCAUCGUCCUCACCAGCUUUUGCAAUAAGCAGUUUAUUGAGUCCUGCGUCUAAUCCACUUCUACCUCAGCCGGCCCCUGCUAACUCGGUUUUCCCCGGCCCAUUGCCCAACAUCGGCACGACGGCAGAGGAUUUAAACUCCUUGUCUGCCUUGGCCCAGCAGAGGAAAAGCAAGCCACCAAAUGUCACCGCCUUCGAAGCGAAAAGCGCUUCCGACGAGGCGUUCUUCAAACACAAGUGCAGGUUCUGCGCGAAGGUCUUCGGCAGCGACAGUGCCUUGCAGAUCCACCUCCGCUCCCACACCGGGGAGAGGCCCUUCAAGUGCAACAUCUGCGGGAACAGGUUCUCCACCAAGGGGAACCUCAAAGUCCACUUUCAGCGCCACAAAGAGAAAUACCCUCACAUCCAGAUGAACCCCUACCCCGUGCCUGAGCAUCUGGACAACAUCCCCACCAGUACCGGCAUCCCCUACGGCAUGUCCAUUCCUCCUGAAAAGCCAGUCACCAGCUGGCUAGACACCAAACCGGUCCUGCCCACUCUGACCACGUCUGUCGGUCUGCCGUUGCCCCCAACCCUCCCGAGCCUCACCCCCUUCAUCAAGACCGAAGAGCCAGCCCCGAUCCCCAUCAGCCAGUCUGCCGCCAGCCCCCCGGGCUCUGACAAAAGUGACUCGGGGGCCCCCGAGCUGGCCCUGAGAAACCCGGGUGGGAUCCUGGAGGAAGCUGAGGGCCCCACUGGGCCACCCUCUAGUGGCAAAACUGAAGAGAGUGGCGGGGUCACCAGCUCAGCCCCAGCCCUGAGCACAGGUGCACUGAGCUCCCUCGUGCCCGACAGUGGCCCGGGCGGCACCUCCACCUUCACCAACCCUUUGUUGCCGCUCAUGUCCGAGCAGUUCAAGGCUAAGUUUCCUUUUGGGGGACUCUUGGACUCCACCCAGGCCUCAGAGACAUCCAAGCUUCAGCAACUGGUGGAAAACAUUGACAAGAAGGCCACUGACCCCAAUGAGUGUGUCAUCUGCCACCGGGUCCUCAGCUGUCAGAGCGCCUUGAAGAUGCACUACAGGACCCACACGGGGGAGAGGCCCUUUAAGUGCAAGAUCUGUGGCCGGGCUUUCACCACGAAAGGGAACCUGAAAACUCACUACAGCGUGCAUCGCGCUAUGCCCCCGCUCCGAGUCCAGCACUCCUGCCCCAUCUGCCAGAAGAAGUUCACGAACGCUGUUGUGCUACAGCAGCACAUUCGAAUGCACAUGGGAGGCCAGAUCCCCAACACCCCAGUCCCUGACAGCUACCCCGAGUCCAUGGAGUCUGACACCGGCUCCUUCGAUGAGAAGAAUUUCGAUGACCUGGACAACUUCUCCGAUGAAAACAUGGAAGACUGUCCCGAGGGCAGCAUCCCGGACACGCCCAAGUCCGCGGAUGCAUCCCAGGACAGCCUGUCUUCCUCGCCUCUGCCUCUGGAGAUGUCGAGCAUCGCCGCUUUGGAAAAUCAGAUGAAGAUGAUCAAUGCUGGCCUGGCUGAGCAGCUGCAGGCCAGCCUGAAGUCAGUGGAGAAUGGGUCCGUCGAGGGGGACAUCCUGACCAACGAUUCAUCCUCGGUGGGCGGUGACGUGGAGAGCCAAAGCGCUGGCAGCCCGGCCAUCUCAGAGUCUACCUCUUCCAUGCAGGCUCUGUCCCCAUCCAACAGCACCCAGGAGUUCCACAAGUCACCCGGCGCUGAGGAGAAGCCACAGAGAGCAGCAGCAAGUGAGUUCGCCAACGGUUUGUCUCCCACCCCAGUGAAUGGUGGGGCUUUGGAUCUGACAUCGAGUCACACCGAGAAAAUCAUCAAAGAAGAUUCUUUGGGGAUCCUCUUCCCUUUCAGAGACCGGGGGAAAUUUAAAAACACUGCUUGUGACAUUUGUGGCAAGACAUUUGCUUGUCAGAGUGCCUUGGACAUUCACUACAGAAGUCAUACCAAAGAGAGACCGUUUAUUUGCACAGUUUGUAAUCGUGGCUUUUCCACCAAGGGUAAUUUGAAGCAACACAUGUUGACACAUCAGAUGCGAGAUCUACCAUCACAGCUUUUCGAGCCCAAUUCCAACCUUGGCCCCAAUCAGAACUCGGCGGUGAUUCCCGCCAACUCGUUGGCGUCUCUUAUCAAAACAGAGGUCAACGGCUUUGUGCAUGUUACUCCUCAGGACAGUAAGGACACCCCCGCCAGCCACGUUCCUGCUGGGCCUCUGUCAUCCUCCGCCACGUCCCCAGUGCUGCUCCCAGCUCUGCCCAGGAGAACCCCCAAACAGCACUACUGCAACACAUGUGGCAAGACCUUCUCCUCGUCGAGCGCCCUGCAGAUUCACGAGAGAACUCACACUGGAGAGAAACCCUUCGCUUGCACGAUUUGUGGGAGAGCCUUCACCACAAAAGGCAAUCUGAAGGUACACAUGGGCACUCACAUGUGGAAUAGCACCCCUGCCCGCCGGGGUCGGCGGCUCUCCGUGGAUGGCCCCAUGACAUUUCUAGGAGGCAAUCCUGUAAAGUUCCCAGAAAUGUUCCAGAAGGAUUUGGCGGCCAGGUCAGGCAGCGGGGAUCCUUCCGGGUUCUGGAAUCAGUAUGCAGCAGCGCUCUCCAACGGGCUGGCGAUGAAGGCCAAUGAGAUCUCUGUCAUCCAGAACGGGGGCAUCCCUCCCAUUCCGGGCAGCCUGGGCAGCGGGAGCAGCUCGCCGGUCAGUGGGCUGACCGGGAACCUGGAGAAGCUCCAGAACUCAGAGCCCAACGCACCCCUGGCCGGCCUGGAGAAGAUGGCAAGCAGCGAGAACGGGACCAGCUUCCGAUUCACCCGCUUCGUGGAAGACAGCAAAGAGAUCGUCACGAGUUAAAGGCACCCUGGCAGGAGGAAGAAAGAGCCUUCCUGUUCAGAAGGAGACCCACGGCGGCCUCCAGCUCCUCACCCCGUGCCCCCCACUUUCUGGUCCCCCCACCCCCCGCCCAAUCUCUGAACUACAACAUUCUGCAGACAUUCUUUUGUACUUUGUUCAACUUCUAGAGUUCUAAGAAAGCUUAUUUAUUAGUGAUAUAACCUUGCUUUGCAAACAGAAUGCAAGCGUUAACUUUGGUCUUCUGUAUUUUGGGACUAAAUACUAAUUGACUAGCGUCCUGUAAACUUGCUGUAACAUUUAUGGCAACUGCAAGUUGCCCUGCUAGGCGGUCUUAAUCUGGCAUUAACUUAUUUUCCAUAUCCAGUUUAAUAUGAAUCUGGUGUUGAUGCAAUGCCUCAGUGAUGCAUUAGAUCUCUAAUAAAGUCUGUAUAUAAAUGUACACUUUGAUCCUGCUGGAGAAUUUUAUCAGCAAACACAUUGUCUAAUCUUUUGAAACAAAUUUAAGGAAAGGACUGAAAGUACAGACUGAACUGUGUGGUUCUUUGAAAGGUUUGGGUUUUUUUUGUUUUUUGUUUGGUUUUUUUUUUUUUUAAUUUUGAUUCUAAAAUUCAAUCUGCCUGUUUUUUUUUUUUUUUGUAGAUUUAACCAUUUCCGUUUUGAACUGCUAUUUGUAUUGUGCUUUUUACUUGAGUCGUCCUCAAUGUUAAUAAGUUUCUGUACAGUGAUAAGCACGCAGAAUUCUUUAGAGAAAAUACCAGUGUUGUUUUGGUAGUUGAAACUGAGACGUAACAUUUUGCCUUGUAGGUAUAUUCACAAUAGAAAAUGUGUGCUGGAAUUUCACAAUGCUGCUAAGUAUAGCAUCUUGAACAACCUUCAGUGGAGAAAAUGUAGAUGCUCUUGUAUAUACGAUAAGAAGUAUCACUUUCAUUAAAAUGUACAUAUGUUCCUUACAAGAGCAAAUGCUUCUUCUUGAUCAAGAGAGCAGGUAUAGUGUUCGUUUAUUUUGUAUUAGGUAUGGAAGAAAAAAAUUGGACUGUUACAUGCACUUUCUUGGAAAGUUGAAAGGAAAGGGGGGUCCAAUUUCUUUAACAUUUAAUACUUACUAACAACAGAGAUACUGUAAUUUUACUCAAGUAAUCAAAUACAUUUUUUUUUGCAACAGAUAAAACAAAA
Molecule: messenger RNA, 5160 nt
Organism: Camelus dromedarius (Arabian camel)
Lineage: Eukaryota; Metazoa; Chordata; Mammalia; Artiodactyla; Camelidae
Gene: SALL1
Product: spalt like transcription factor 1
Exons: 4
Coding region: 40-3987 (1315 amino acids)
Biological process (GO): regulation of transcription by RNA polymerase II
Cellular component (GO): nucleus
Molecular function (GO): RNA polymerase II cis-regulatory region sequence-specific DNA binding; DNA-binding transcription factor activity, RNA polymerase II-specific
Source: RefSeq, a predicted model, not a curated record